Molecule: messenger RNA, 2124 nt
Organism: Drosophila gunungcola (fruit fly)
Lineage: Eukaryota; Metazoa; Arthropoda; Insecta; Diptera; Drosophilidae
Gene: Pa1
Exons: 2
Coding region: 122-490 (122 amino acids)
Source: RefSeq, a predicted model, not a curated record
AAAGAGCAAGCCAAAAAACAAACAACAACAACUCGGGCCACAUUAAAUCGAUUUUCAUUGAUUUUACCAGAAAAUUCGGAUGUAGGAGUGUUUAUUUUUGAAUAAAGUGAUCAAAUACGAAAUGGCCACCGAUGUGGAACCGGCAGCGAAUACGGCGGACAAGUUUUCGGCCAAUGCCGAGGAGCUGGAGGGCUAUUAUCUGAUGCUGGAGGCGGGAAAUAUUCCGGAACUGCAGUGGCAAUUCCCGGGACGCAGGCCUCCAUCGCCGGAGGUCGGAUCCGGCGCAAUUAGCAAGGAACUGGAGCAGGCAGCCGAUGUCAUUGAACAGGAACCCCAAAAGGCCAAUGACUUUGAUUUCAGCGACGAGGUGGCCCCCACCCAAAUGCGCGUCCGUAGUCAGACAUCCACGCCCAAGUCGGCCAAAAAGAAGACGGCCAACUUUGCCGGGGUCAUGGACACGCUGAGGAAGAAGAACGCGGAGAGCUCCUAGCACCCGCCAAAAUUCUGAUACUGAUCUGGCCCAGAAAUCGGAAUACAGCCAAAACUUGGGAUCACUUUGUAUCGUUAAAUGUCUAUAGGCAUCGCCAAAUCUGAAUCCUUAAGGCUUCUAUCAAUUACAAAUUAACACUAUACUUUCAAACCGAAGAGCCAAGAAAGUCGGAUGUUGACCAAUCUAAGGAUCACUCUUUGCAUCCAAAUGAAUCAAUCUACGGGAUUUAAAAAUCAUCUUAACAGGAACAACGCUUGGCAUAUGGAAACAGAAACAAGGAUUUUAGCAUUUGCUCGAGAAGGUUUUGUUGCAGAUCAAACCUAGGAAUCCUAAAGUCACUGCCUAGUUUAGUCUCUAAGGUUUUUUCAAGUAACGUAAUUACUUUGCCAGUGGAACACACCGAGUUUAUUUAAAUUUAAGAGAACCAAUUUGUACUUGAGUUCUGUUUGAAGACAAAAAAUAGUUGAUAUGACGAUCAAUUUGAUGACUUUACAAAUCAUUUUUAACCAACAUUUGAAUUUGAUUUUCAAAAUAUAAAUAUUAAGUUGAAAAAAUAUAAAUGUUUAUUGAGCAGCAGUGGGAUUUGACCCCGUGCAGACUUUUAUAUAAAUUGACCGGUUGUUUCUAUGGCAGCAGUUCUAUAAAAUUAAAAGGAUAUAUGUAAAAUCGUCAUAUUAAAAAAGACAACAAACUUAUGACGAAAACUCUUUAAAUAUUCCAAUAGAUUCAAAGGCAGCUGUAAGACAUAGUUGUCCGAUUUUUAUGUUGUACGACUCAAGUACUGUAAUUAAAUUACCAUAGCAUAAAAAGCAACAAAAACUUGCUAAGCCACACCCACAUUAAAUAUUUACCAAAAACCUUCUUUAUAACCAAUAAAUAAGCCAACUAGUUAGGGUACAACAAGAGUAGCUUGUAAGGGAUUCUUAUUUACCAUUUGACAGUUGAGUUUUACAUUUUAAAGCAAGGACUGGUAUACAGUAUCUUGUUAAGGAGACAACCUAUUCUUUAGAAUUAACUAACUAGCACUUAAGAGUAGCUCAUAGCAUUAGAAAAGCAGUGAGUUGCAAAUGGGCACCAUAUACUCGGAAAUAUUUUAUAAAUAUCUACGUUUUAAGAUUAGUUGGUAAGUAAGACGUAAGCAAUUUAUGUUCCAUUUUAAAAUUGAGUUUAUAUUUAUGCCACAAUGCAAUAUUUUUAAUAAUAUUGCCAAAAACCGUCGUUUGAAGAUUAGUAUAUAUAGGGUAAAAGGCUUAUUUGCCAUUUAUAAAUUAAGAUUUAGAUAGUAUUUAACAUAUGGAACUGCCCUUUUACAUUUAACCCCUAAAUUUGCAUUUAACAGCAGGCACUGAAAAACAGAAAGUUGUAAAAGGGCUCUAUUUUCGUGAGAGGAGUUCAUAAGUACAUAACUAUAAGACUAAAAUAACUACAUCAAGAUAAGUAAACCCUGUAUAUAUAAUGAACUAACACUGAAUUUCACAAAAAGCUGUUAUAAUCGUGUCUGAAAGUAAAUACAAAUAAUUGAAAUCAACACAUAGGUAUUCCAAGUAGUUCUAUAAGAUCUAUUUGCUGUUAUAUAUUCCCUAAUAAAAUAGUUGGAUGUCUAAACUACAAAAUCUCGAUCUAAAAAUUUUUUA